GCGACCUGAAAUCUCGGCACGGCACGCCAUGGAUUCACCAGGCACGAGUGCCUCGCCACAUCGGGGACCUGUCCAACGACGGAGUCGCGCGGGAAGCAACGCGUCAGAUUCCUAUCACUUGGUGGAAGUGGGCAGCAAAAAUGGCCGCUCCAACCAGGGGUCUCCUGACCUCACCAUGAAGCCGGCACCGGAUCAUGCAGGUGGACCUUGGAGCCUGGAUUGGCACAAAGGAAAGCCUCGAGAGAGGUGGGCAGAACAGAUGGACAGAGAAGAGUCGCCGGCCACUUCGGUGGCCAAAGGUGGAGGCGAUGCCACGGAGGGCUUUGAUCCACAGCACUUCUUGGGUGAAUGGUUGGAUAACCUGGGCCACAAGAUCGUGGUGAGCAGUGUUUCCGAACGCCUGGGGCGGAACCAGCGACCGGGCCGUGCGCCGCCACGGUUGGCCUUCACCGCGAAUCUGCAGAAAGUUGGGGUGCCAGACAAACGCUUUAGAAUCUCCCUUGACAAGUGGCAGCAGUGGCGUUGUGGGAAUGGCACACUGGUGCCUGAGGAGAGCAACCAGGAGUUCUUGACCUGGGAGGCGGAAGAUGGACGAGUAAGCAACUGGGAGCGUCCGGUUCCAGAAGGACCUGUGUAUUUUGAUGCUCCUCCAGAUUGGAACGACAACGAAUGGGGGCCAAUGCCAGAUGUUGGCUACGGCCAAUGGGUGGCCAUUGAUGUCACCGAGAUGAGUCAGGCCUGGAACUUCAAUCCCCAGGCAACCGAGUUCAAUCCCAAUGCCUCAGAGUUUGUGCCCUCCGCCGUGCCAGAGCCCCGUUCCGCCGUGCCCCGCCGGGCCUAUGCCUCGCCGAAGGGCACUCCGGUGGUAUCUCCAGCUAUCGUUCCAGGAUGGGGUCGCACACCGACCCCUUCGCCCAUGGUCCGACCGGUGGCGGCACCAAUGCUGCAGGGCCUUCCAGAUUUGAGCGAUGCAGAUUUUGCAUUGCCCGCAUCCAUCGAGUUGCAGUUGGUGGAAGAAGGCUCAGACGCAGCUCGCGCGCUGGUCUCGGGAUCCCGCUUUGAUUGGACGGUCUCGGAGCCCUGGAGAGAACUCUGCACGUUUCCCAAGGACUCCUGCGUCAUGUCACCCACUUUCGGCAUCCAGGAUGGUCAUAUGCAACUGUCGUUCUACCCCAAUGGGAGUCGUGAAGCAGAGCCUGGACAUUGCUCUGUGGCCCUUUCGAGAGGACCAGAUUGUCCUGGAAUCAAGUUUGAGUUUUUGAUCAAUGGCCGCUCGACGGGUCCAAAGGUGUGCCUGGGACGACGCUACCUAGGUGAUUACAUCAAGCCCUUUGAGGAUGAGGGAAACACAUCCCAUGUGGUUGUGUCCAUGAAUGUGCUGGAAAUUAUUCAGGGCAGGUGAGAGCACGGCAUUCCAGGCACCGCAAAAGUUCGGACCCAGAGAAGAACGUACCCCAUGCCACAUGAAGAUGGAACCGCA
Molecule: messenger RNA, 1480 nt
Organism: Cladocopium goreaui
Lineage: Eukaryota; Dinophyceae; Suessiales; Symbiodiniaceae
Source: the annotation of a GenBank genome assembly